Molecule: messenger RNA, 4518 nt
Organism: Salvelinus namaycush (lake trout)
Lineage: Eukaryota; Metazoa; Chordata; Actinopteri; Salmoniformes; Salmonidae
Product: transmembrane and ubiquitin-like domain-containing protein 1
Exons: 3
Coding region: 207-1124 (305 amino acids)
Molecular function (GO): protein binding
Source: RefSeq, a predicted model, not a curated record
UUGUGCCCGUUUGCGUGCCAGCUACACAAGAGUUGGACGUCCCAAGGAUUCCUGAAAACACUAACCGACCUACGUGCUGGUGGCGUAACGUCAUCUGUGUUUAUGUGGCCCUCUACUCCAGUUUUAUUAUCGGGGCUGUGGCUAAAUUAGCAUGGUAGCAUGUCGUCAAACAUGAUUUGACUACAUAGCAGACACUAAGGACAGAGAUGGCGGUGUGUGCACUGACAAUGGACGGGAUGGGAGACGAGGUGGCUGCAGUAAGCGGUGUGUUACUUCUGGUCUUGGCCCUGGUCCUGGCUUGGCUCUCCACGCAAGUGGCAGAUCGGGGAGACCACAUCCUGAGCACCAUACUUACAGUCGGAGCCCACGCCUCUCUAAUCGGGCUGGGGGGCCAUGACAGUUACAGUGGAGGGCCACCCAGUGCAGACACCCCAGAGCAGCAAACACCUCCACCCUCCCAGGAGAACAAGCCAGAGGAGGGGGAGCCUGGGUCUGAGAGGGAAGAUGGUGAGGGAACAGGAGAGGGGGCUGGAGUUGACCUGCUGUUGAAUAUCCAGGGGAAGAAACCUCAGACAUACCAGCCUGAUGAUGAUGAAGAUGAUGAGGAAGAGGAUGACUAUGAGGAAGAAGAGAAGGUUCAGAAGCUGAGCUCAGUGGUCUCCUGCACCAGCAUUACGGUUCGUUUGAAGUUCCUGAAUGACACAGAAGAGGUGGCAGUCCUGAGUCCCCAGGAUACAGUGGGUCUACUGAAGAGUAAGUACUUCUCAGGGCGGGAGCGUCAGAUCAAGUUGAUCUACCAGGGCCAGCUGCUUCAGGAUCCCAAACGGACUCUGCUCUCCCUCAACAUCUCUCACAACAGUGUGAUCCACUGCCACGUGUCCCAGGUGCUGCGGGAGGCCAGCCCAGAGGAGGCAGCUCGCUCUGGGGCUAGUGGGGGAAUCAGGGCUGCAGGCCUGGCUCUGAGCACCAGCAGCCUGGUGGUGCCUGUGUUCGUGGUGAUGUUAGCCGUGGUCUGGUACUUCCGCAUCAACUACCGUCAGUUCUUCACCGCCCCUGCUACCAUCUCCCUGGUGGGAGUCACUGUGUUCUUCAGCUUCCUCAUCUUUGGAAUGCACAGCCGGUGAGCGGGAGAGGAGGCAGGAUGGAAGGGCCCUCAUCUGGGCAGGAGAAUGAGAAGGAAUAACAACUGUGUCAGGAGGAUGAAUGGAGUCAGGGGGCCUCUGCCUCAGACACCAUAGAGCUCAACUGGAAUCCUAAGAGUGGGUGUGCCUGUGUUUGUGCAUGCACCAGCAAAUAGCAUAAUGUGAGAUUGAUUGUAUGUGCAGAGAUUCAAGUUAUCUGGAAUGUGUGUUUGUUAGUAUGAAGCAGAGAUAAUACUGAGCUGUAAUUUUGCUUCUCAGAAAAACAUUGAGUGGGUCCAGCUCCUGUUGGUCCUUUAUAGGGCAGAACCAUCAGCAUCACACCCAGGACCACAGGCUGCUUGGUCCACUGUGUCAGCAAUAUCUUCUGGCCAGUUUGGCUUCACAUAGCCUGUUCUGUGUUAGGUUGUUCUCAGAAAUUAGGGUCUCUAUUCAAUCAGAUCCGCUUUAUCCGACAUAAGUAUAGAAGUUGUGUGGGAGGUGGAACUGUGUUAGUGCUGUCAAUUCCACUGAGGUGUAAUAACUGGAGACUGCGUCCAUGAUGUCCGCCUUUUGUUUUCAAGGUUAUCUACUCACGUUCGCAUACGCCAAUUCAUGUCUGUCUAUAUCCGGAUUGAAUCCGGUUUAUACAGACCAACAUCACAUGCACACUAGCACUCAGUGCGCACAGGGAGCAGGGCAGAUGUCAUCCAAAAACAUGGCAGACAGAUUAAUAUAAAAUGUUGGCAUCAGCUACAAAUAUUUGAAUAAUUCAAUGGAUGUUUUGUGCACAAAGGUGAUGAUCUAAGUGUCUUAUUAGGAAUUUUGAAAUCUGACUUAUCUAUGUGGCCGUGUAUGGAAAUUGUCCUUCUGGACUGAGCGUCCGUUAAACUGCAAAACUGUAGCAGUCGAAACCGUGCUUUGCUUUAAGUAAAUACCACGGAGCCUUGUUUACAAGUUCGAACAAUGGAAUGUGAGAUGUAAUCUACACCUCGAUGAGACUGAUUAGAAAUCUUUACUUUAAUUAUUUUCAAUUUGAGCGUAAUUUCUAUCUAGCCUACAGGUUCUCGUUCUGAACUUCUAAUGCAAGUCGGACAGGCGUGGCUUGGUGAUAAUGAUCAAGAGCAGCCACUCACCCAUUUGACAGCUCCAACGCCGUUACACCGCCGACAAUUCAGCUAUGCAUGUCAGCUAUCGCCGGUUAACACUUAUCUGAUUGAAUCUAGACCUAGGAUAAUGCAUUUCUUCACAUCAUGGCCCCAUACUCUUUUCAUUAUAUACAUGUUAACGUUCCAGAAAUGUUGUCUUUUUGUAGUACGUGUUUGAACGAGCAAUUCAUUUCCUCAUUUGCAACGGAAACAAAAUGAAGAUUAUACAACUAAAGACUUGACUCGAGAGCAACUUUGAAACCACCUGCUAUGUAUGGAGUGGUGGUUCUAUUUCUACUUUCUUUCCAGUUCUUUGGGAAUGAGCUUUCACCUUAGUUAUUGUGGACUGUAACAACUGCCUUAUUGCAAGGCAAAACAGUUUGUAAGGAUUUUUGUUGCUUGAAAUACUCUACACUAUCUUUAGUUAUUUUAAACCAUAUAAGUUAAUGCAUGAAAAUAAGCAACAUGUUUGGUUUAGAAAAUACUGUAAAUAUGUAUUUACUGUACAUAGAAUGAAUGGGAUGAAACCACAUCGGGAUUUCUGUUAGGGAAUUUGACACAGACGAGAGGGAAAUCUCUUUAUCCCUUAAGUUCGAUUGUUUUCCUCUGGCUUCAGAUUUAAAGACAUUCAAACCAAUCAGUCCCUGUGUAAAGAGGGAGUAUGUCUGAUAUUGGACAAAAUGACAAAACGCAAGAAAUCUGAAUGACACUUCAUUUUACUCAGACAAAGAAACCUCUGUACACAUGGGAAACUGAGAUAUAAAGAAAACCUAGCUGUGCAUCACAUUAAUAUACAAUUGACAUAUUUGCACUUGCACAUGCACACACUCGUGCAUGAAAAAAGUUUUGGUUUUGUGAAGACACUUUCUAUUGCGUCAUUUGUCCACAGUCAUAUUGUUCAGAGACACACAAAUAAACAGUUACGCAGCAUUAGAAAUACAGGCCGUUCUUUACCCUGUCAGUAAAGAGGGACAAAUGAAAUGAGCCAUACCCAAAAUAGGUGUUUUUUCACUUGAAGGUUGAUUCUUUUAGGGCACAUUAAAGUGAUGUCAUACUUACUCACUGGCUGAAUGUUCUAAAUGAAAGCUCAGGGUAUAUAAGAUUCUCCCUAGCAAGUAUAGUCUGGUGGGCCUCUCAAACAGGAAUGAAUAACAAUAUAUAUCAAACUUAACUCGUUAGCUAGAGUAAAACUGAAAAUGGCAAGAAUAACAGUCUGAAAUAUCCCAUGCAACAGCCAUGGCACUUCUGUUGCAAGUGGUGGCGGAUUUGAAUUCCUACAAGCGCAGAGACAGACUUUGAAAGCAAGUCAAGUGAUGCAUAUUGACCUAGAGUAUUAUUGAGAGAAAAAAGCAGGUUGACUAUACUAUAGCAUUAUUCAACAGGAAGCAAUGCGAGAUCUACAACUUGUAUAGAGUGAUAUUGUGAUUUGCAGCAGAAGCAGGUUGGAGAAGCUUCAGACUGAGUAUGAAACAGUAAAGAUAGACAGGGAAGAAGCACUGUUUAGCAUUAAGCUGUGUAUGGUAGAGAGGUUACCAUGUAUGUAUACAGUAUCCAAUUAAAUCAUGAUUCUUUUACAUAGGUCAUCAUACCACAUGUAUCGGUAUACAAAAACACACUGGCUCACUCCAUGAUACAUGUCAACAUCUGCAUUUACAAUUUACUGAGUGCAGACAUUAUAUAAACCAAAAAAGUGAAAUAUUCUAAAUAACACAUACUGAUUCAACCACAAUGGCACAUUCAGAGAUGCAUAGUAAUCUGAAAACAAAUGAAAUCACACACACAGGCCCACAACAUGGAAAACAGUCAACUUUACACAACAAACAUUCAUACACACAUGCACCCACACAUACACCAAUGUGCAAUAAAAUGCUAGUACGGAUAAAGUCACCAUCAAGUACCCCAAUACUGGUGAGACAACAAGAUGGCACUGACAUCCCCCACCACAUUAAUAACAAAGCUGUAGCCGUAAGGUGAUGCAAUUAGUCCACAAGUCCCCUCCUAAACAGAGACAGUCAAAAAGAAAGCAAUGUUUUCAGGAGAAAACAAAUCAGAGUGCAAAAAAGCGGAGUGUGAUUGGUCCAUGUCUGAAGCCUAAAUCACUGACUAACAAAAAAACUAUUAAAGUGAACAAUCAAUGACCCAUGUUUCUUUAUAACUGGAAUUGCAAAAUAUUGUCUUCAACAACAACUAAGAAUUGUGUUCAAAUGAAGGGGUGCUGUGUCCAUUUAUGAAUAAAGAGAAGUUACAACCCC